This is a messenger RNA of Malania oleifera, 1817 nucleotides long. RefSeq names its product UDP-glycosyltransferase 90A1-like. The coding region runs from base 251 to 1678 and encodes 475 amino acids. Lineage: Eukaryota; Viridiplantae; Streptophyta; Magnoliopsida; Santalales; Ximeniaceae. Gene Ontology annotation, molecular function: UDP-glycosyltransferase activity. The transcript has a single exon. The record is from RefSeq and is a predicted model, not a curated record.
AGUACUCCUGUAUUGAUAUUAACUUAAUGACUAUUAUUAUUAUUAUUAUUAUUAUUAUUAUUAUUAUUAUUAUGCUUUAAUCAUAAAUAUAUUUUUUAUCAUGACAUCUCUUUUCUUACUUGAAACCCAAAGGCACUUGGAUCCAUAACAUGCAGAGCUAGUGCAUGACAAAUACCAUCUCAUGUUCCACUUCCUCAUUUCAAACAUCCAUUUGUAGCUUAAUUAAUUAGCUAGAGAGCAAUAUUCAUUAAUGGCUUCUCCUUCUCCUCCCUCCCCUCAUCACGCUGUUUUGUUUCCCUUCAUGUCCAAAGGCCACACCAUCCCACUCCUCCAACUCGCCCGCCUCCUCCUCCGCCGCUGCAUCACCGUCACCGUUAUCACCACUCCCGCCAACCACCCUUUCAUUUCCCACUCUCUCUCCGACACCAAAGCCUCCAUCGUCGACAUACCCUUCCCGGAAAACGUACCUGACGUACCCGCUGGCGUCGAGAGCACCGACAAGCUCCCCUCCAUCUCCCUCUUCAUCCCCUUCGCCAUCGCCACCAAACUCAUGCAACCCCACUUCGAAAAAACACUGCAAUCCCUCUUGCCAGUCAGCUUCCUCAUCUCGGACGGCUUCCUUGGCUGGACCGUAGAGUCGGCGUCCAAGUUCGGCAUCCCCCGGCUGGUGUUCGACGGCACGAGCGCCUACUUCAUGGCUGUGUCCAGAGACGUCUACGUCCACCGCCUCCUCCGACAACCCAUCCCCCACGAUGUGCCAUUCACCGUGCCCACCUUUCCUUGGAUCAAGCUCACCCGAAACGACUUCGAACCGCCGUUUGGAGACAUCGAACCUAGCGGUCCUCUCUUUGACCUCGUCGUGGAGCAAGUCGUCACCACCGCUAAAAGCCAAGGUGUCAUUGUCAACAGCUUCUACGAGCUCGAACCCGCGUUUGUGGAUUACUGGAAUCGCGCGUGCGAACCGAAGGCGUGGAGCGUUGGACCGCUAUGUUUGGCGGUGCCGCUGGUGCCACCGCCUACAACGGUGGAGAAGCCUGAUUACAUGAGGUGGCUCGACAGCGAGCUCGCCGAGGGAAAGCCAGUUCUUUACGUGGCAUUUGGGUCGCAAGCAGAGAUCUCGCGGGAGCAAUUCAGGGAGAUAGCAACUGGGUUGGAGGAAUCCGAGAUGAGCUUUUUGUGGGUGGUGAGGAAAAAGGAUUUUGAAAUGUUUGUAGUGGCGGACGCGACGUUUGAGGAGAGAGUGAAGGAGAGGGGUAUGAUAGUGCGGGAGUGGGUUGAUCAGAGGGAGAUACUGGGGCACGAAGGGGUGAAGGGGUUUCUGAGUCACUGCGGCUGGAACUCGGUGGUGGAGAGCAUGUGCGCAGGGGUGCCGGUUCUGGCAUGGCCGAUGAUGGCGGAGCAGCACCUAAACGCGAGGAUGGUGGUGGAGGAGAUAGGUGUAGGGGUAAGGGUGGAGCACUGCGAUGGGGGGGUGAGAGGUUUUGUGAAGGGGGAGGGAUUGAAGAGGAGCGUGAGGAAGCUGAUGGAAGGGGAGAAGGGGAAGGACGUGAGGAAGAAGGCGGAGGAGAUUGCAGCGGCGGCGAGGAAGGCGAUGGAGGAGGGUGGAUCGUCCUACCAAAUGUUAGACCAGCUCAUCCUUCACACAUGCAAGUUGUCUACUGACACGGGUAGCGGUUGAUCAGGUUGAACUUGGGUCUAGCUAGCUUCAUAGUUGGUGUGGUGCAUACGCUGCUGUUUCAUGGUUGGAUAUAUUUGUAUAUAUAUUUUACUUGUUUUAAUUUUAGUAUUUGAAAUAAGUAAAGUAAAAAAUUAAGAUU